This is a messenger RNA of Salvelinus sp. IW2-2015, 2910 nucleotides long. Its product is annotated as carnitine O-acetyltransferase. Gene Ontology annotation, cellular component: peroxisome. Gene Ontology annotation, molecular function: carnitine O-acetyltransferase activity. The record is from RefSeq and is a predicted model, not a curated record. Gene Ontology annotation, biological process: carnitine metabolic process, CoA-linked. Lineage: Eukaryota; Metazoa; Chordata; Actinopteri; Salmoniformes; Salmonidae.
AACUGGUAAAACUUUAGGCGUGGGCUAUGUCCUUGACAUGACAGCUCGAGGUGUUUCUUUACACAAACAACAACCAAAGCCUCGCGGGGACAUUUCUAUGCAAUUAUGUUGGGUCUUCUUUUGAGAGUCGUGUUAAGGCCGGGCUUGGUGAAGCCAUGUCGCCUCGUCAAGCCGAUGUCAGUGACCAUCCUCCCAGAGAGGUCCUCGCAUCACCAGGACAAUUUGCCCAAGCUGCCCGUGCCUCCACUAAGGCAGACAUUUGAGCGCUACCUGUUGAUGCUGGAGCCCCUGCUCAGUGAGGAGGAGAUGGAUCACACACGCAAGCUAGUCAAGGAGUUCCUCAUUCCUGAGGGAGUGGGAGACAGGUUGCAGAGGAGCCUGGAGCGCAGAGCUAGCAACAAAGAKAACUGGCUCACAGAGUGGUGGAUGCAGUCAGCCUAUCUGGAUUCCCGGAUGCCUGUGGCAGUCUAUUCCAGCCCUGGGGUGGUCCUGCCCCGCAUGACCUUCCAAGAUCGCCAAGGACAAAUGAGGUUUGCUGCUAAAUUGAUUUCAGGAGUUUUGGACUUCAAACAAAUGAUUGACAAUGAGACCCUACCUAUUGAGUAUUUGGGUGGGAAGCCUCUGUGUAUGGACCAGUACUACCAGAUCCUGUCCUCCUGUCGUAUCCCUGGACCAAAGAGAGACACUGUGGUCAACCACGCUAUCGGGAAAGUGGCCCCUACUCACAUCACUGUGGUCCAUAACUUCCAGUUCUUUGUCCUGGAUGUGUAUAACAGUGAUGGCUCCCCACUGACGGUGGACCAGAUUUACAUGCAACUGGAGAAAAUCUGGAACUCGUCCCUGCAGAGCAACAAGGAGCCUAUCGGCAUCCUGACUUCCCAGCACCGCAACACCUGGGGCAAGGCCUACAACAACCUCAUCAAGGACAAGACAAAUAAGGAGUCUGUCCGUGCUAUCCAGAAGAGCAUAUUCACAGUGUGUCUAGACGCCCCCAUGCCACAGAUGUCUGAGCAGCGCUACCAGAGCCGCGUCGCUGCCCAGAUGCUGCACGGUGGAGGGAGUCGCUGGAACAGUGGCAACCGUUGGUUUGAUAAGACGUUACAGUUUAUUGUGGGAGAAGAUGGUACCUGUGGUCUGGUGUAUGAGCAUGCCCCAGCUGAAGGCCCACCCAUUGUGUUCCUGGUGGACUAUUUGGUUGAGUACAUGGGAAGGAUGGAGGUGGUACGCGCUCCCAUGAUCCCUCUGCCCAUGCCUCCCAAACUGCGCUUCAAUAUCACACCUGAGGUCAAGAAGGAUAUUGAGUCGGCCAAACAGAAUAUGAACAUAAUGUCACAUGACUUGGAUGUGAACGUGGUCAACUUUGCUGACUAUGGGAGAAAUGUUCCAAAGGCUCACAAGAUGAGUCCAGAUGCCUUUAUACAAAUGGCUCUACAGCUUGCCUACUUCAGAAUGUAUAAGAUGUGCUGUUCCACCUAUGAGAGUGCGUCCCUGCGUAUGUUUGCACUUGGUCGAACAGACACAAUCCGCUCCUGCUCCAAUGAGUCUCUCAAAUUUGUCCAGGCAAUGGAGGACGUAGCUAAACCAAACACAGAGAAGGUUUCUCUAUUGGACAAGGCAUGCCAAGCCCACGUAGAAUACACAAGCAUGGCAAUUCAUGGCCAGGCCAUAGACAGACAUCUCCUUGGCCUGAAGUUGCAGGCGAUUGAAGAACUGACGUCCAUGCCAGAGAUAUUCAUGGACACAGCCUAUGCUGUGGCUGAGCAUCCCAAUCUCUCCACCAGCCAGGCUGGUGCCAAGACAGACUGUGUGAUGUGCUUCGGUCCACUGGUGCCAGAUGGCUACGGAGUGUGUUACAACCCCAUGGCAGACCACAUCAACAUUGCCAUUACAGCCUUCAACAGUUGUGAAGAGACACAUGCUGCCAACUUUGGCCGGGCUAUGAAGAAGGCUCUGAGAGACAUGAGGUCUCUGCUGGAGGAGACAGCUAAGGCCAAGCAAUGAGUCCCCACAGGGGACAUGGCUCCUCUUUGUGGCGGUGUGGAACUGAACCUGUGCUGCAGGUAGUGGGGGAAACUGAAGCCACCCGGGUAUAUCUAGUGCUGUAACAUGGAGAGAGGAGAAGCACUUUGCAAUGCGUUAGGUGGGCCUUGGGAAGAUUUUGGGCCCUUCAGGUAGACGUGAUGUGAGUGUUGGAGGGAAAAUCCUGUAGGUGAGACAGUCCUGUAAUAAGCAAAAUAAUAUCAAGACUGUAAAGCGAGUAUGACUGAUGGAAAGUUAUACAUUUCAUGUUGAAUGAAAUGGUAUAUCCUUUUCCAAAUAGAAAGCGCCAUAUGUCAAAGAAAGAUCCACACCAGAUCAUGGCAGAGACUAUACUGUAUUACAGGUGUACUAUCUUAAUUUGACCAGUUUCUCACAGCAGGACAAUAAUCCUGCAGCAACAGGAAAUGUGAAUUAUUAUGUGCGUUAUUUAAUGGACAUUUUUGUAGGGGUUGAUAAAUUAUUUUGUUAGGAUAAUUUUCUGCGACAACAUAGUGAUCAAAUUAAGAGAUUACAUCUGUCUGUUUUAAGUUAUAUUUAAAAGUCAUACAUUAUGUUGGUGCUGUCUUAACAUUUAUUUUUGUGCGAUUCUAUAGAUGUGUUUAUUCAGUUUGUUUACUUACAUAUUUGUUAUUUCAUAUUUAUAAAAUAAGUUCAAACAGUUCUAAGUUAUUUAAGUUCUGAAAAUGUGUGCCAUACUAUACCAAAUGUGCCAUAAUAAUGAGUUGCUGAGUGGUUUUGCUGUGAUUUACUUUGGUAAAUGUUUUCUAUACAACAAAAAAUAACAAACAAAAUAAGACUGACUGCUGUCAUUUAUUUUAAUGUUACAAAAUUCUGACAAUACUGAUUAAACUAAGGACAAAUUGUUCUCCA